UGCAAAAUAAAACUGUUGUGUUGCAUUGUGGAGGACGCUGCACAGUUACAAAGACGGAGACGCUACCCAGCGACAGGUCGGGGCGAAGCUGUAUUUGACCUCGUCUUAGUUUAGUUUUGGGCGUCCUUUUCCCAGUCCAAGGCGGCAAUUUCGUCGUCGAUUUCUUCGACGAUUUCAGGAUGCAUCGCGGCAAGUUCGUCCACGGACGUGUCCUUGGUGACGCGGGUUUGCUCCAACAACGAAACGAAUUCCUUCAAUUCUUCGAUGCGUUCCACCGAGUCUUGCAUUUCGGCGUCCAAGCGGGCGAACGUGGGCUUCAAGUCGCCUUCCACGCUGCGGCCCGGGGUGUAGCAGUCACUGGGCUUAAUAUCAGGGUACACGAUCGUAUUGUAGUUUUCUUCGAGCGCAUCGACCAAAUCCUUGUUCUUGAUCAAGUUUCUGUAGUGGGCAAAGUUGAUCGCUUCCGGUUCGUGUUGGUACAACAACCCUUCGCUCAAAAUGUUGUUGUGGGUUUGCUUCAAGCUGUCCAACGAUUGGCGAGCGCGGGCGUCGCUCAACUUGGAGCGAAGGGGUUCCCAGUUCGUGCUCAACGACACGGGCGCAAACACCGACGACGCCGCCGUGCUGAAGCUGCGGCUCGUUUGCUUGGCGACCACACGCAAGGAGUUCAUGUUGCCGUCGGAAAUUCCAAAGACGCGAAAUGACUGCAGACGGCUUUUCAGCCACCCAGUGGGGCUAAAACCUGUGAGAACAAAUCUUGUGAAAAUUUAUACCUCAAAC
This is a messenger RNA of Aphanomyces invadans, 780 nucleotides long. RefSeq lists its product as hypothetical. The transcript has a single exon. Lineage: Eukaryota; Oomycota; Saprolegniomycetes; Saprolegniales; Verrucalvaceae. The coding region runs from base 180 to 704 and encodes 174 amino acids. The record is from RefSeq and is a predicted model, not a curated record.